Molecule: messenger RNA, 2951 nt
Organism: Lytechinus variegatus (green sea urchin)
Lineage: Eukaryota; Metazoa; Echinodermata; Echinoidea; Temnopleuroida; Toxopneustidae
Gene: tmtc1
Product: protein O-mannosyl-transferase TMTC1-like
Exons: 19
Coding region: 86-2881 (931 amino acids)
Biological process (GO): protein O-linked glycosylation via mannose; RNA processing
Molecular function (GO): protein binding; mannosyltransferase activity
Source: RefSeq, a predicted model, not a curated record
CUAAAUCAAAUCCAUCGUUGAAUUAGAUGACUAAAAGAGUCUUUAAAUGUGAGCUUUUUAAGAGGACGAUGUAGGAGGCAUCACCAUGACCGGCCGUAGAUGCCGCAAGUCCCAUUCUCCGCCAGGCUUCACCCCAAACCAGGGCAACCAUAACAACAACAACAACUGCAUCUCCCGCGUCAAAGGUUCUUCCCUAAAAGGUUCCUCUUGGAACCCUUCGACCCUGGUGAAAUCCAGGAGACACUCCGGCCACCCCAUCAACAGUUCAACAUUUGAUUCUCUACCUCUCCCUUCCGGACCAGACUGGCUCUUCUACGCUGUCAUCGCUGCAGUGAGUUUUGCACUGUUUUCCAAUGCCUUACACGGCGACUUUGUCCACGAUGAUGUCUUUGCCAUCAAGAACAACAAGGACCUGCUGCCCUCGACCCCUCUGUCGAAGGUCUUCCAGAAUGACUUCUGGGGCAAGUCAAUGAGUGACAACACAAGUCAUAAGUCCUACAGGCCCCUCUGUGUUCUUACAUUUAGGUUGAAUUAUCUGAUGAGCGGUUAUCAACCCUACUCAUAUCACCUUUGGAAUGUGUGUCUCCACUCAGCUGUUUGCAUAAUCUUUACGUUUGCAACUCAUCGAGUUGUAUUUAAUGAUAUCCGACCUGCGUUUAUCAGCGGUCUCUUGUUUGCAGUCCACCCAGUGCACACUGAAGCAGUUGCAGGAGUGGUUGGUCGUGCUGAUGUGUUGUCUUGUCUCUUUUUCCUCCUGGCAUUCCUAGCUUAUUCAAGAUGUAUGGCAUCAGAGAGACCAAAGCAGGAGGAUCGUUUAUACGAGCCCACCUCCACCCCAUACCUCAUCCUCUCAACAUCCAUUCCUCAUCUCGUUCUCUGCAUCUUCCUCUCGCUCUGUGGUUUAUUGGUUAAGGAACAUUCUGCGACCGUCCUAGGGGUCUGUCUGUGCUACGAUGCCAUUGUGACAUCAUGGCCUCUUCUGACAAAAUACAUCUUCAAUUCAAAGUCCUCUACCUUGCCAGCAGAUCUGAUUCCGUUCAUUUUCAGAAGUGCAAUAUUGAUUGGUGCUGCAUUUGUAUUCCUGAGUUUCCGCCUGUGGAUGUUGAAUGGUCAUCUCCCACAUUUUUCAGAGGAGGAUAAUCCAGCUUCAUUUGCUCCUCAUCUUACAACAAGGUUUCUAACCUACAGCUACCUUGUGGCGUUCAACAUUUUGCUGCUCCUCUGUCCCACCACACUAUCCCAUGACUGGCAGGAAGGGAGCAUCCCCCUCGUCGAGUCGAUAUGGGAUCCGAGAAACGCUGCCACCCUCUUAGCCUUUGUAUCUCUCUGUCUCAUAACGUUCCAUUGCAUCUUCAGGUCAAAGGACACAGAAAGAAGAGUACUUGCAUGCGGAUUGCUUUUUCUGGCCGUUCCUUUCUUGCCUGCCUCUAAUUUACUAAUUAAAGUUGGCUUUGUUGUGGCUGAGAGAAUCCUGUAUAUACCAAGUCUUGGCUUCAGCAUCCUCGUGACCUAUGGCAUGUUCAAGAUGGCUGCCUGCCUGACGUCACGCUCCGGUCAAAACUUCCUCUGGAUGGCUACCCUUUUCAUAGUGCUGUGUUUCUGCAGGAGAACAUGGGUGCGGAACCGCGUUUGGGAGUCGAGGGAAACGUUAUUCAAGUCAGGAUUGGAGACAUUGCCUCACAAUGCGAAGAUGCAUUAUAACUACGGCAACUAUCUUAUGGAUACGGGGCUUAGAAACGAGGCCAUCAAGCAUUUUCAAGAAACAUUAAGGUUAUACCCUCGGCAUGCUUCAGCCAAUAACAAUCUUGGUACGCUACUGAGUGAAAGUGAACCACAGAGGGCAGCAGACUAUUUCCAUGAGGCAAUUAGGAUUAAUCCUCUGCAUGCUAGAGCAUACUUCAACCUGGCAAAUAUCUAUAAUAACCGCGGAGAGCUUGCCACUGCCGAAGCGCUGUUUCUGAAAGCCUUGGAGAUCGAUCCUCAGUACCUGAAUGUCCUCAUCAGUUUGGCCUCCUUGAAGCAGGUCCAAGGGGAUAUCCCUGCAGCCGAAGGCUUUUACAGGCAGGGCCUGGAGAAUGGAGAGCCUUCCGCUGACCUUCACAACAACUAUGCAGCCUUUCUCAUGGGCAAUGAUCACCAUCAGGAAGCAUUAUAUCACUAUGGAAAAUGCUUGGAGAUUGACCCUGCCCAUGCUGUUGCCAUGACAAAUAAGGCCCGCCUCCUCAGACAUCUAAACAGAACCGAUGAAGCAGAAGAUAUGUACAUUAGGUCUCUCUCAUUUAGCAACAAUGCCAAAACCUUGCAGAGCCUUGCAGCUAUUUAUUACAACACUGAUCGACCAACCAAAGCCCUUGGGACUUACAAAGAGGCAUUGGACUUGGAGCCUCAUAAUUUAGACAUACAACUUCAAUAUGCCCAGGUUAUGACAAGACUUGGUCUAUUCAAGGAAGCAGAGGGCUAUCUCACUGAGGCCCUGGACUCCAAUCCAACCACCGUAGAACUUCGUAGACUCCUAUCAAGUGUGUACAGUGUACAGGAUCGCUACCAAGAGGCUUUGAGGCAAGUUGAGGUAGCACUGGGACUGACUAAGAUCACCGAUGUGGAAACCAGAGCAGAUCUCCUGUUUGAGAAGGCCAACCACUUGAAGGGACUCAACAAAAUAGAGGAGUCACAAAAGACAUAUGAAGAGGUAUUGUCCCUGAACCCAGAGAUGGGAUCAUGCCUGCUGAACUUAGGAGCCAUUCACCACCUCAAGGGAGACUACAAGCAAGCUAGGAUGUAUUACAUGAGGGCGCUGACCCUUGACCCCAAGAAUGAAAUCCUCAUUGAAAACAUUGCCAAGCUGAAGAGAGCAGAAUCUAAAGCAAGGAGAGCAACGUAAGGUCAAAGGUCAGUGCUGCCUCUUACAUGCAGGAAUCCAGCACGCAUCUUUUCAUCACUAAAUUUCAGCU